UCCCUCCCUCCUUCCCUCUCUCCCCGAGGGCGCCGCCUGAAGUGAGCCGAAGACUUUGCCCGGGGGCGCCGCGGCGGGGUAGGAAAGAGGGGCUUUCCUGCCGUCAUGCCGCCAUUGCGCUUCGCGGCCAACCUGGGCUGGCUUUUCCAAGAGGAGGCGACGCUGCCGCGGCGCAUGCAAGCGGCCGGGCGGGCUGGUUUCCGCGCGGCCGAGCUGCCCUUCCCCUAUGGCUGCGCGGCUCCGGAACUGCGGGCGGCCGCGGAACGGGCCGGCCUGGAGCUGGUUCUGAUUAACACGCCACCAGGAAACCAAGAAAAAGGUGACAUGGGCUUAGGUGCAGUGCCUGGCCGCCAACCUGAAUUCCGAGAAGCUCUGACUUUGGCUGUGAAGUAUGCCAAGGACUUGAAAUGUCCAAGGAUCCACAUUAUGGCUGGGCGAGUGCCCAUUGGUACUGAGCAGGAGGCAGUAUCUACUGAGAUGGAAACUACUUUUGUGGAGAACCUCAGAUAUGCAGCUGACAUCCUGGCUCAGGAAAAUUUGGAAGGAUUGUUGGAGCCUAUUAAUAGUCGGAUUACUGAUCCCCGCUACUUCUUGAGUACCCCACAGCAAGCUGCUGCCAUUUUAAAGAAGGUAGGAAGCCCCAACCUGAAGUUGCAGCUGGAUAUUUUCCACUGCCAGAUCAUGGAUGGUAAUUUGACUCAGAAUUUGAAGACAUACUUUCCAAUUAUUGGACACAUUCAGAUUGCUCAGGUACCGGCACGACACGAGCCCAAUAGUGCUGGGGAACUCAACUUCCCUUAUCUAUUCCAGCUGCUUGAGUCAAUGAAUUACUGUGGCUAUAUAGGAUGCGAGUAUAAACCAGAAGGAGACACACUGAAGGGGCUCAGCUGGUUGCAUGAAUACUGGGAGAGUCAUGAUCUACAGCAUGGUGGACACUGAAGGAUUAAGCUCAGCAGAGAAACUGAAAUAAAGAGUAUAGACGGAUUGAUGAUGAAGAACACUGCGUGUGUGUCAACAGAAAAAAAGCCAGGUUUUUUGGCAGAGACAAGUCACCUAAAAUGUUCCUUGUGCUAGGUUUGCUUCUGGGUCUAUGUCCACAGUAAGAUGUUGUUCCCUAAUUAAAGUGACAUUACUCAAUUGUUAUUUCCUUUGA
Molecule: messenger RNA, 1153 nt
Organism: Pogona vitticeps (central bearded dragon)
Lineage: Eukaryota; Metazoa; Chordata; Lepidosauria; Squamata; Agamidae
Gene: HYI
Product: hydroxypyruvate isomerase (putative)
Biological process (GO): glyoxylate metabolic process
Molecular function (GO): hydroxypyruvate isomerase activity
Source: RefSeq, a predicted model, not a curated record